Aspergillus chevalieri is the source of this 744-nucleotide messenger RNA. RefSeq names its product ubiquinone-binding COQ10-like protein. Gene Ontology annotation, cellular component: mitochondrion. Gene Ontology annotation, molecular function: ubiquinone binding. The record is from RefSeq and is a predicted model, not a curated record. Gene Ontology annotation, biological process: ubiquinone biosynthetic process; cellular respiration. NCBI's taxonomy places the organism in Eukaryota, Fungi, Ascomycota, Eurotiomycetes, Eurotiales, Aspergillaceae. The coding region runs from base 1 to 744 and encodes 247 amino acids. The transcript has a single exon.
AUGAAACCAUCACUCGCGCGGCCAAUCUGCCGCAAUCUCAUAUCCAACGCUAGAUUAUAUCCCUCGCCCAUUGCCAUUUCGCAAUUACAACCACAACCACUUCACGGUCACCAACCGCUUCAACCACGGACACCACCACCAACACCACAAACUACCCCACGACGGACAUUCUUCUCCCUCCCAGACCUCUCCUCCGUCCUCCCGAACAACAACUCAAACGGUAACAACAACAACCGCACCCGCACCCUAACCGCAACCCGAACCCUCCCCUACGCACCAAAACCCCUCUUCAUCGUAAUCGCGUCCGUCGACUCCUACUCCCAAUUCCUCCCUUUCCUCACAGCCUCCACCGUAACAGCCCGCGACCCGACCACAAAUUACCCAACCACCGCCUUCCUGACCGUCGGCUACGGACCUCUCAGCGAGACAUUUACUUCGCGCGUGGACUGUGAUCCGGAGAAUCUGGUUGUUGAGGCGAGGAGCGGGGCGCGGUUUGGAGUUGAUAAGAAGGGUGGACAGGAAGUGAUGGAGUUUCCGGGGGCGAGGGAGGGAAUUUUUGAGUAUUUAAGUACGAGGUGGGAGUUGGUGCCGUUGGAGGGUGGAAAUGAGACGAGGGUGCAGUUGAAGAUUGAGUUUGAGUUUCGGAGUCAGUUUCAUGCGGCUGUUAUGAGUGCUGUCGAGGGGCAGAUGGCGGGGAUUAUGAUUGAGGCGUUUGAGAAGAGGAUGAGGGAGGUUCAGAGGUAG